This is a messenger RNA of Capsella rubella, 480 nucleotides long. RefSeq lists its product as uncharacterized. The coding region runs from base 1 to 480 and encodes 159 amino acids. Lineage: Eukaryota; Viridiplantae; Streptophyta; Magnoliopsida; Brassicales; Brassicaceae. The transcript is spliced from 4 exons. The record is from RefSeq and is a predicted model, not a curated record.
AUGGACGCCACUGGUGAGUCUAAGUGUCUGCUAUUUGAUACCGUAGCUGAAGAUAUCAUUGGGGCAUCUGCUAAAACCAUACUUGGUGGAUCACUCCAGGAGAUUGAUAAUCCUGAUGAUAUUCCUGAUCAACUAAAGAACUUGGUUGGGAAAACUUUUCUUUUCCUUGUGGCCAUUGGGAAAGAAAACAUUUGGGGAGGAAAGGAUACUUAUAAAGUGUCUAAGGUUUUGCAAAAAGAUGGCCUCCUUGUGGAAGAGACUCCACAAGAAUCUACAGAAAUGAUGAAUCCUGCAACUAUUGUCUCUGGUGAUCAGCUGCUCAUCACCUACAGUCAAGAAACUACAGAAUCCAAUACCCCAUCCUCUAAGCGUGUCUAUGCUGCUAAUAAUGAUCCUGGUGAACAAACAUCCACUUCUAAGAAGCCCGUUGUGAUCAAGAAGCCGCGACUCGUGAACGUUAAAGUUGAAAAGAAUCCCUAA